Lithohypha guttulata is the source of this 2343-nucleotide messenger RNA. It is a transcript of the gene IME2, whose product is annotated as Serine/threonine protein kinase. Gene Ontology annotation, biological process: intracellular signal transduction; protein phosphorylation. The transcript is spliced from 3 exons. NCBI's taxonomy places the organism in Eukaryota, Fungi, Ascomycota, Eurotiomycetes, Chaetothyriales, Trichomeriaceae. The coding region runs from base 1 to 2343 and encodes 780 amino acids. The record is from RefSeq and is a predicted model, not a curated record. Gene Ontology annotation, molecular function: protein serine/threonine kinase activity; ATP binding. Gene Ontology annotation, cellular component: nucleus; cytoplasm.
AUGACUGUCAUACAGGAUUACAGUCAAAGGUCAUCGUCGCAUGUGAACAUGGCGCUCGAGGACAGGUUCGAAGUCCUGAGGGAUAUUGGCGAUGGAAGUUUUGGAAGUGUAGCACUGGCGCGUGUCAAGGGGAAUGGAUCAAACAUUGCACGACGUGGGACCAUGAUUGCAAUCAAAACCAUGAAGAAGACCUUCGAAUCUCUAGCUCCCUGCCUUGAACUGCGCGAGGUCAUCUUCCUCAAGACACUUCCGACCCAUCCUCACCUCGUCGGAGCCCUCGAUAUCUUUCUCGACCCCUACAGCAAGAAGUUACAUAUUUGCAUGGAGUAUAUGGACGGCAAUUUGUAUCAGUUAAUGAAGGCAAGAGAUCAUAAAUGCAUGGACAUACGAAGCGUGAAGAGCAUACUAUACCAGAUCCUGUCUGGCCUCGAUCAUAUCCACGCCCACAACUUUUUUCACCGAGACAUCAAGCCAGAGAACAUUCUCGUCUCCUCCUCCGCACCAGCCGAUUCAUCGUCUUCCUUCAGCCGAUACUCUUCACUUGUAACGCCACCAUCCACACCUCCUGCAUAUUCGAUCAAGAUCGCCGACUUUGGUCUUGCCCGAGAGACCCAAUCAAGGUUGCCAUACACUACAUAUGUUUCCACAAGAUGGUACAGGGCUCCGGAAGUCCUAUUACGAGCUGGCGAGUACUCUGCGCCAGUGGACAUGUGGGCUAUCGGUGCCAUGGCUGUCGAAAUCGCUACUCUCAAACCGUUGUUCCCUGGCGGUAAUGAAGUUGAUCAAGUGUGGAGAGUGUGUGAGAUCAUGGGCAGUCCUGGAAACUGGUAUACGAAAAAUGGAAGCAAGGUUGGAGGUGGUGAGUGGCGAGAUGGCACACGUCUAGCCCAAAAGCUCGGCUUCUCUUUCCCCAAGAUGGCACCUCAUGCCAUGGAUACUAUCCUCCAGCCUCCCCAAUGGCCAGCAUCCUUUGCCUCAUUCGUUACUUGGUGUCUGAUGUGGGAUCCGAGGAACAGACCAACAUCUUUACAGGCCAUGGAGCACGAGUUCUUUACUGACGCUGUCGACCCACUCAGACCGAAGAGCUCGUCACGUCUUCUUGGCCGGAAACAUUCAGACCUCAGCUUCAGGUCGAAAGAGGCUGAGCCUGUGCUUACGUCGAAACCAUCUUGGUUCAGACGGUCGCUGGUUGCUCGGGAAAGUGCACCUGCUGUGCCCUUACAUAAGCCAGCUCCCUCAACACAUACAGAAGUCACAAAUGGAAAGCAAAGGCCGCCUGCCAAUAAAAGGGCUACGUGGCAAGGUACGCCAGCAUCAGGUGCUCCUAUGCCUAUUCUACCCUCAAUCAAGCCGAUUUCCCCUAUUCCGAACACUGUCAACGCUCAAGCAGAACAAUCUGCGUCACAAAAGGCGGAGAGAAAAGUGUCAGUGUCAUCAGAGGAAAGGAAGAAAAUUGGUCGACAGUUAUCUGUUAACUCUCAUGGCAACCACUACCCUGAUGUGCACAGGGCAGAAGCAGAGAAGGCACUCAAUGGUCAAAGUGGCCUGGUAUCACCACCGUCUGGGCAGAAAGAGAGCUUCUUUUCACAUCUACGCAAGAGAGCUAGAAGAUUUUCCGGUCGUCAUGGCCUUGCAUCCCCGAAUGGUGACGAUAUCGAAGCGCAGGCAGCCACAGCACCUUGGUCUAACAGAUCGUCAAUGGUUGUUGACAAAAUAAUACCCGAAGCACAUACAGACUUCUUUGACCUCGACAAGGCUCUUCAGAGCGUGCGAUACAGUCUGGAAAAGGCUGAGGAACAACGGUUACUACCACAAGCACCUGCAGUUCAAAAACCAGGUCAAGGCACACUCAAGCGAACUCACUCCCUGCAAAGGUCACGAUCACAAAAGCUGGCUGACGAGCUUGUCUCCGCGAAUCAGGCUACUGGCCGUCCAAGACGAACGUUACAUCUUUCGGGCAAUCCAGUGCAGCAGUACGAUAUCCCAGCCGAAGAAGACGAGUUACUUGAUGAAGUGUUGGUAAGCGCUCGUCGUGCUGCAAGACGACUUAAUCUUGACUCAUCACCACAGAAGCCGGUCCACCGUGCUGCUUACAACAUGCCGAGUGAUCCUGCUCUCCAUAAUGCGUAUAUGACGCCAUCGCACUCUGCUAAUCGAGACGGAGUCCAGUUUGGCUAUUCGUCUCAGACGCCUUCUCAACCUAUGAACAUCGUCCAACAAAAACAUGAGGAACUGGCCCCGUCGCAUUGGCCAACACCUCCUUACGAAGAGCCAGAUCCUUCCUGGGCUGCUCGCACCGCAGCACAGAUUUUCUCCUUGAAUUCAGCAUCGGCAUAUAGAUAA